Molecule: messenger RNA, 1428 nt
Organism: Sceloporus undulatus (fence lizard)
Lineage: Eukaryota; Metazoa; Chordata; Lepidosauria; Squamata; Phrynosomatidae
Gene: TINAG
Product: tubulointerstitial nephritis antigen
Exons: 11
Coding region: 1-1428 (475 amino acids)
Biological process (GO): proteolysis
Cellular component (GO): lysosome
Molecular function (GO): cysteine-type peptidase activity
Source: RefSeq, a predicted model, not a curated record
AUGGGGAUGAACAGCCAUAUAUUGAUCUCAUGUUGCUUUGCAAUCAUGCUUUGCAUGGAGGAAUUAGUUUCCUCUAGAAAUGUUUUUCUGCAAAAAGACUAUUCUAUAGAUGGGGACUAUUCUAGAAGAGACAAACUCAAAAGAAUCAUCCCCAGAAGUUACUGUAGACUGAGAGGUUGCUGUUCCGGAAGAGAUGAUGGCUGCACACUUCACUACUAUUCCAGAAAUGCCACAUGCUAUUGUGACAGUUUCUGUACUUCGGGUCCGGCUGACUCUGUUGACUGCUGCCCUGAUUUCUGGACUGUUUGCCACCAGCGUCCUACAUGGCACCCUGCGUCCAAGCACAUAGGACCAUCUUCAUUACAGCAAGCAGGUUGCUUCAAAGAUGGGCAGCAUCAUGGAGAAGGAGCCAUAUUUAAAGACAACUGCAACUCCUGCAAAUGUGUAAACAGCAGUUGGAAAUGUUCAGCUGAAACAUGCCUCGUGCGGCCCGGCUUAAUUAAGCAAAUCAAUGAUGGGAAUUAUGGAUGGAAAGCUCAUAACUACAGCCAGUUUUGGGGGAUGAGCUUGAAAGAAGGUUACAAUCAUCGUCUUGGAACAUUUCCCCCAUCUGCUGCCCUGCUGGACAUGAAACUAGUCAUGGGAAACAUAACUGGAGAGGCUGACUUCCCUGAAUUUUUUGUGGCCUGGCAUGAAUGGCCAGGUUGGAUUCAUGACCCUUUGGAUCAAAGAAACUGUGCAGCAUCCUGGGCCUUUUCAACUGCAAGUGUUGCUGCAGAUAGAAUAGCAAUUCAUUCUCAAGGCCGUUUCACAGACAAUCUUUCCCCUCAACAUUUGAUCUCUUGUUACAUCCCGAACCAACAUGGAUGCAAAGGAGGAAGCAUAACUGGUGCUUGGUCAUACCUCAAGAAACAUGGGUUGGUGUCUCACACUUGCUAUCCAUUGUUUUGGAACCAGCCUUUCCAAACCCCUUGUGCAAUUUCAACUGUCUUUGAUGCAGAAGGGAAAAGGCAGCCCAUGCAGCCCUGUCCAAAUAACUUGGAACCAUCCAACCGCAUUUAUCAGUGCAGCUCUCCCUACAGAAUCUCUUCACAGGAGGCUGACAUAAUGAAAGAAAUUAAAGAAAACGGGCCAGUGCAAGCUGUCAUGCAAGUAUAUGAAGACUUCUUUCUUUACAAGACUGGGAUUUAUAAACACAUUUGGAGUAGAGACGGGAAAACACAGAAUGGUUAUGAGAAGAGGCCACAUUCUGUUAAAAUUGUUGGGUGGGGUGCCUUACAUAAUGGUGAAGGACAGAGACAAAAAUUUUGGAUUGCUGCAAAUUCCUGGGGGAAUUCCUGGGGAGAAAAUGGCUACUUCAGGAUUUUACGUGGACAAAAUGAAUGUGACAUUGAAAAAGUGGUCAUAGCUACCAAGUGUCACCUUUAG